AUGGUCAUUCUGGAAGGGCGGGACUCAUCCAGCCCAUUGGCGGAGUGGAUGGUGAAGCGCCCUGUGCCUCCUCGAGUUUUACAAGGCUGUCCUGGCACUGCCCUGUCUGGUGAUUCUUUCUACUUUGAGAGUCUCACUAAUUCAAGGCAAAAGUUAGCAUGUUCUUAUAAAAAUGAAGUCUGCAAACAAGAUUUCUUUGUUAAAUCACCACCUCCUCAGCUUUUCUUCUCUGCAGCCUCUUGGAAAAGGAGGUUUUUCAUUCUGUCCAAGAGUGGGAGGAGCUAUCGUCUUUCCUAUUACAAAGACCAUCAGCAUCGUGGCUCCAUUGAAAUUGAUCGAAAUUCCACUGCAGAAGUUGGCAUAAGAAGUCAGGAAAAAUUGGAAGCUGUACAGAAGAUGUUUAGUUGCCAGCCUGCAGAGGUGAUGUCCAUUAGAACCGCUCAGAGGGAAUAUUUCCUCAUUGGCUAUGACAGGGAGAAGAUUAAAGACUGGGUCUCCCUCAUCUCGUCAUUUUGCUGGGCUUUAAAAGCAGCACACUGGAAUCCAGAGCUGGAGAAACUCUCACUGUAUGAUAAAAUGUGCACUUCAGACCCUAGCGCUCUCCUCAGUCCUCCCAGCACACCAGAAGUUGCCAGCGCCUUCUCACCACGAAAUAAUCUUCCAGACAUGCCUUUAUUGAAAGUAACUUCUCCAGGAUUCAGACAAGGUGUUCUACCACAUGAUUUCUCAUCGGAGACUACUCAAGAUAGAAAAGAAGAAAGUCAUUAUAUUAGUCCUCAAAGUGUUCUUUUAGAGUUGGAUAAGAUUAUUGCUGCCAAUGAUUCUAGUGAUUCCGUUGAAUCUGGGAUGCCACACAAGGUCACCAAGAGAACUGAGUGGACAUACAUGUCCAUGAAAUCUUGGUAUGUAAAAUUUUUUGCCAUGUCCUAUGUGCCUGCUGAUAGCAAAGGAGAAUCCCAGACCCUUCCAGAGACCCAGAAUAAGGGGCUUCAUCCACAAGAACAAGGCUCAGGAAGUGACUUGUGUCUGUCACCUGCUGGUACCACACGCAACAAGGAGCCCACCUCACUCACUGUUCUGCAAUUGACCAUAUUGCUCAAUAACAUUUCUGAUGAAAGCCAAGUGGAGAAAUUGAAUGUGUUCCUCUCUCCUCCUGACAUCACAAAUUAUCUUGCUCUCACAGCAGCUGCAGGACGGAUAUGUGUGGCUCACUGGAAAGGCCCCCUGCACCUGGGGUGCUUAUUUUGUCAUGGAGAUCACCUUCUGGCUGUGAAUGACCUGAAACCCCAGAGCCUGGAGGAGGUCUCCUUGUUUCUCAGCCGGACCAUCCAGAAGGAGAAAGUAAAACUCACCAUUGGCCGAAUCCCAAAUUCAGAGAAAUUCCAUGCUACACACUGUGCAUGCCAAGGUAUAGUACCUUUUCGAGUGGACAAGGCUGAACUGGAGAAAGUCCUGAGGAGGAGAGCAGCCAUUAAAAAGGGUCCUCAGAAGCAGAACUACACGCCGGAACCCACUGCAGCCCAGUGA
Molecule: messenger RNA, 1527 nt
Organism: Talpa occidentalis (Iberian mole)
Lineage: Eukaryota; Metazoa; Chordata; Mammalia; Eulipotyphla; Talpidae
Gene: PLEKHS1
Product: pleckstrin homology domain containing S1
Exons: 12
Coding region: 1-1527 (508 amino acids)
Source: RefSeq, a predicted model, not a curated record